AUGGCGGCUACCAGGAGAUACCGGCUUUCUACUAGUCUUGCUCAGCCCACCCCGCAGGCGUGAGCAGCGUCGAUUAACGUCAGAGCGUUCCUCUGCGCGUUUCGGGUGGCGGGCGCGGGAAGGGGAUUUGGAUUGUGUGCUUGUGUGCUUCUGUGCUCUGGUGGGGAAAGUGCCGUUUGGCCCCAACUCUGCGCCUGAGCAGCCCCUGGAGCCCAGUCUUUUGCUCUCAGCCACCUUCUCGAUCCCGCCAGUGCCUCAGAGCUGCAGCCCGGUCUCGAAUCCCUCAGUUCCUCAGCUAAUAGCUGCGAUGCAUGUGAUCAAGCGAGAUGGCCGCCAGGAGCGAGUCAUGUUCGACAAAAUUACAUCUCGAAUCCAAAAGCUUUGUUAUGGACUCAAUAUGGACUUUGUUGAUCCUGCUCAGAUUACCAUGAAAGUAAUCCAAGGCUUAUAUAGUGGGGUCACCACAGUAGAACUAGAUACUUUGGCUGCUGAAACAGCUGCAACCUUAACUACUAAGCACCCUGACUAUGCCAUCUUGGCAGCAAGGAUUGCUGUCUCUAACUUGCACAAAGAAACAAAGAAAGUAUUCAGUGAUGUGAUGGAAGACCUGUAUAAUUACAUAAACCCGCAUAAUGGCAAACACUCUCCCAUGGUGGCCAAGUCAACACUGGAUAUUGUUUUGGCCAAUAAAGAUCGCCUGAAUUCUGCUAUUAUCUAUGACCGAGAUUUCUCUUAUAAUUACUUUGGCUUUAAGACACUAGAACGUUCCUAUUUAUUGAAGAUCAAUGGAAAAGUGGCUGAAAGACCACAGCAUAUGUUGAUGAGGGUCUCUGUAGGGAUUCACAAAGAAGACAUUGAUGCUGCAAUUGAAACAUACAACCUUCUUUCUGAGAGAUGGUUUACUCAUGCUUCUCCCACUCUCUUCAAUGCUGGCACCAACCGCCCACAACUUUCUAGCUGUUUCCUUCUGAGUAUGAAAGAUGACAGCAUUGAAGGCAUUUAUGAUACUCUAAAGCAGUGUGCAUUGAUUUCUAAGUCUGCUGGGGGAAUUGGUGUUGCUGUGAGUUGUAUUCGAGCUACUGGCAGCUACAUUGCUGGGACUAAUGGCAAUUCCAAUGGCCUUGUACCAAUGCUGAGAGUAUAUAACAACACAGCUCGAUAUGUGGAUCAAGGUGGAAACAAGCGUCCUGGGGCCUUUGCUAUCUACUUGGAGCCUUGGCAUGCAGACAUCUUUGAGUUUCUUGAUUUAAAGAAGAACACAGGAAAGGAAGAACAGCGUGCCAGGGACCUUUUCUUUGCCCUUUGGAUUCCAGAUCUCUUCAUGAAACGAGUGGAGACUAAUCAGGACUGGUCUUUAAUGUGUCCAAAUGAGUGUCCUGGUCUGGAUGAGGUUUGGGGAGAGGAAUUUGAGAAGCUAUAUGAAAGUUAUGAGAAACAGGGUCAUGUCCGCAAAGUUGUAAAAGCUCAGCAGCUUUGGUAUGCCAUCAUAGAGUCUCAGACAGAGACAGGAACCCCAUAUAUGCUGUACAAAGAUUCUUGUAAUCGGAAGAGCAACCAGCAGAACCUGGGAACCAUCAAAUGCAGCAACCUGUGCACAGAAAUAGUAGAAUAUACCAGCAAAGAUGAGGUUGCUGUCUGUAACCUGGCUUCCCUGGCCCUGAAUAUGUAUGUCACAUCAGAGCAUACAUAUGACUUUAAGAAGUUGGCUGAAGUCACUAAAGUCAUUGUCCGAAACUUGAAUAAAAUUAUUGAUAUAAACUACUACCCUGUUCCAGAGGCAUGCUUAUCAAAUAAACGCCAUCGCCCCAUUGGGAUUGGGGUACAAGGUCUGGCAGAUGCUUUUAUCCUGAUGAGAUAUCCUUUUGAGAGUGCAGAGGCACAAUUAUUGAAUAAGCAAAUCUUUGAAACUAUUUAUUAUGGAGCCCUGGAAGCCAGCUGUGACCUGGCCAAGGAGCAUGGCCCCUAUGAAACCUAUGAGGGCUCUCCAGUAAGCAAAGGAAUUCUUCAGUAUGAUAUGUGGAACAUUACUCCCACAGACCUAUGGGACUGGAACCUUCUCAAAGAGAAGAUUGCAAAGUAUGGUAUAAGAAACAGUUUACUUAUUGCCCCAAUGCCUACUGCUUCAACCGCUCAGAUCCUGGGGAAUAAUGAGUCCAUUGAACCUUAUACCAGCAACAUCUAUACUCGCAGAGUCUUGUCAGGAGAGUUUCAGAUUGUAAAUCCUCACUUGCUGAAAGAUCUUACUGAGCGGGGCUUAUGGAAUGAAAAGAUGAAAAACCAGAUUAUUGCAUGCAAUGGCUCUAUCCAGAACAUACCUGAAAUUCCUGAUGACCUGAAGCAGCUUUAUAAAACUGUAUGGGAAAUCUCUCAGAAAACUGUCCUCACGAUGGCAGCUGAGAGAGGUGCUUUCAUUGAUCAAAGCCAGUCUUUGAACAUCCAUAUUGCUGAGCCUAACUAUGGCAAACUGACUAGUAUGCACUUCUAUGGCUGGAAGCAGGGUUUGAAGACUGGGAUGUAUUAUUUAAGGACAAGACCAGCAGCUAAUCCGAUCCAGUUCACUUUAAAUAAGGAGAAGCUGAAAGAUAAGGAAAAGUUAUCAAAAGAGGAAGAAGAAAAGGAGAGGAACACAGCAGCCAUGGUGUGCUCUUUAGAGAAUAGAGAUGAGUGUCUAAUGUGUGGAUCCUGAGGAGAGGCUUAGAAGGAACCAGCAUGUCUUCAAUAGCCAGACCACUUCUUAAGCAUAAAUAGGCAAUAAUGGGUUUGCUUGAGGUGGUAGGGCUUUGCUGGGCCUUACUGCAGCAAAAGAAAUAAUUGAUUUAAAGUAUUGUUUUUCUAUAGUGAAUGAUUUUUUUUUAAUUAGAAUAGGUAUUUUUUUUUUUUUUGGCAUAAAAAAACAUUCAUCUUCCACCCAUUAGAAAUGAAGUAAAAUUUCAUCACUUUAGCCCCACUUUUUUUUUUUUUUUUAGGUAUAGCAGCAAUUUAUUUUUGAUGUACACAUUUUAGAGCAUAAUGUUCUAUAUGUUCUAGAAAAGUACAUAAUGAGAAAAAUAAUUCCUAUAAUAUUCACCUCUGAGCUAACACAUCUUUAGAUCAAAUCCAAUAUCCAUUUUAUAUCAAAGUGCAGCUGUGGGUAUGUGUUCUCAACCGUGGGGUCUCAGAAAGCAGUUUUAAAGUGGUAAGAUGAUUGCAUGUGCUUGAAUAGGAAGACUCAUUUUCCUGAAAAUGUGAGCUCUUUCCAUGUUUAUUAACUUUACAUCAGCCAAAUGAAAAUGCUGAUGUAAAAAAAAAAAAUUGAAAAAGUUUUCAAUUUUUGACUUGCAUAUGAAUGUUCAUAAUGGUGGGAAUAAAGACUUGCUCGUUUAGAUAUCAAAAAGUGCUAUUAAUUUUCACAAAUUGUGUAUCAAUGUUUGAAAAGACACAUGAAUGAAUGGAACAAAAUAUAAAAUCCAGAUAAAGCCAAAUAUAUAGAAGAAUUUAGAACUUCAUAAUGGUGACAUUUUAUAUUCUUCUUAUUAUUAUCAUUAUCAUUAUUUUGUCUAUUUUUUUAAUGUUAAAUCAUAGCUAUGUACAUUAGUGCAAUCAAGGGGUACAAUUCAUACACAAUCUGAAAUAAUCUCAUCAAACUGUUUAACAUAGCCUUCAUGGCAUUUUCUUAGUUAUUGUAUGUAGACAUUUGUAUUCUGCUUUUAGUAAGUUUCGCCUGUACCUAUUCUAAGAUGCACCGUAGGUGUGGCUCCACCUACUACCUUCCCUCCACCCUAACCUCCCCCCUCCCUUCCCCUCCUUUGGCCCUUCCCCAUAUUUUUGUGCUAUAGUUGCGUUACAGCCUUCAUGUGAUACUUUUUCUUCCAUUCUUGAGAUACUUUGCUAACAAGAAUAUGUUCCAGCUCCAUCCAUGUAAACAUGAAACAGGUAAAGUCUCCAUCUUUCUUUAAGGCUGCAUAAUAUUCCAUGGUAUACAUGUACCACAAUUUGCUAGUCCAUUCGUGGGUCGAUGGACACUUGGGCUUCUUUCAUGACUUAGCAAUUAUGAAUUGGGCUGCAAUAAACAUUCUGGUACAGA
Molecule: messenger RNA, 4063 nt
Organism: Nycticebus coucang (slow loris)
Lineage: Eukaryota; Metazoa; Chordata; Mammalia; Primates; Lorisidae
Gene: RRM1
Product: ribonucleotide reductase catalytic subunit M1
Exons: 19
Coding region: 308-2686 (792 amino acids)
Biological process (GO): DNA replication; deoxyribonucleotide biosynthetic process
Cellular component (GO): ribonucleoside-diphosphate reductase complex
Molecular function (GO): ATP binding; ribonucleoside-diphosphate reductase activity, thioredoxin disulfide as acceptor
Source: RefSeq, a predicted model, not a curated record